GUCGCCAACGGGCAGUCCGAGCUCAGGUCACGGUGCCGUGACGACCCCGCUCGUCAGGCAGGAGUGUCCGGCUGCGCCGGUGAUCUCGUCCCACUCGGGCGGACGGCUGGGCAACAACCUGGCGGAGUAUGCCACCAUCUACGCCCUGGGACUCAGGUACAACAUGACGGCGGUGGCCACGCCGUCCUUGCUGCGCUUCAUACGUCACGUGUCUCCCAACACGACACUCCCUGUGGUGAGUGACGCGUGUGCCGAGCAGCACUCGCCGAUCCUGGCGAGCCAGUUCGAGAAGCUCAGCGACGAGGAGCGGCGCGCGCACAGCUGGUACAUCAAAUACUACCCGCACCACGCGCGGCUCUUCUGGCGCUAUCGGCACCAGCUGUGCGACGAGUUCGCCAUCAGGCCGGAUCUAUCUCGGGACGCGCAGCUACAGCUGCUGAACGUGAGCCGUGGCCGAACAGGGCUGACAUUCGUCGGUGUGCACGUCCGCAGGACCGACUACGCCUCCCACCUCAAGAGUGUGUUCCGUGGCAAACCAGUAAGCGUGUCAUUCUACACAGCUGCUAUGGAGCUGUGUCGGCAGCGAUACAAGAACCCACUAUUCAUCUUGACUAGUGAUGACCUGUCAUGGUGCAGGGAGCACCUGCAGGCCGACGACGUAUACGUGCUCGGUGACAGCCGCACCGAGACCCCCGGUCCUGGACGGGACCUGGCUCUGCUGGCCGCCUGCAACCACACCGUGUUCGACUACGGCACCUACGGCUUCUUCGGAGCCUUCCUCGCAGGCGGCGACAUGAUCCUGGCGGACGGGUUUGCUGAGCUGGAGCACGAAAUUGUGACCGAGCUGCGUGUGGGCGGUAUCAAUGCCACGUUUCUGGACCCCAACGGCGUGCUACUGCCCCACUGUGUGCUCUGCACGUGACGUUAGGCUGUUGUUCCACUGUGUGUUCUGCACGUGACGUUAGGCUGUUGUUCCACUGUGUGUUCUGCACGUGACGUUAGGCUGCUGCCUCACUGUGUGUUCUGCACGUGACGUUAGGCUGCUGCUCCACUGUGUGUUCUGCACGUGACGUUAGGCUGCUGCUCCACUGUGUGUUCUGCAGGUGACGUUAGGCUGCUGCCCCACUGUGUGUUCUGCACGUGACGUUAGGCUGCUGCUCCACUGUGUGUUCUGCACGUGACGUUAGGCUGCUGCUCCACUGUGUGUUCUGCACGUGACGUUAGGCUGCUGCCUCACUGUGCGCUCUGCACGUGACGUUAGGCUGCUGCUCCACUGUGUGUUCUGCACGUGACGUUAGGCUGCUGCUCCACUGUGUGUUCUGCACGUGACGUUAGGCUGCUGCUCCACUGUGUGUUCUGCACGUGACGUUAGGCUGCUGCCCCACUGUGUGUUCUGCACGUGACGUUAGGCUGCUGCCCCACUGUGUGUUCUGCACGUGACGUUAGGCUGCUGCCUCACUGUGCGCUCUGCACGUGACAUCAGACUCCUGUGUCAUGCAGGGAUCUUCGCAGACGAAGAGAGAAGUACCAAUAAUUGUCAUGACACUUGCCUUCAGCUGACAACCCGGGUCCGCGUGCCGAAAAACACCAGUGUGCAAACUUGUACCUCAGAACCUGCGUUGUCAACUGGCUGGUUCGAAACAUACCAGUGACGACUUUUGGGCAGCAUUCGAUGAUGUGCCGACGGCGGAAAGCCGUCAUGCCCGCAUGUUUUGCUGAAAUGGGUUGCACUCAUUAAUAAUAUAUUUGAGCUGGAUGAGCAAAUGGCUGGCAGUGUAAAUGGGGGCGGCGCGAAUAGGUGGCUGUGGGUGGGUGCAAUGUCUCCGAUUCUGAGGCGAGCGCACGCAUUCUCCAAGCGGUCUUUUCGGCGUCGAGAUGGCCAGGGCGUGAUGUCAGGAUUAAUGUCACGAGGUUGUGUCCCAGUGGUGUUCGUCCAAUGUCGUACCCAAACACGCUUUGUCAGUGUGCGAAUAGAAGACUAUAGAUGUGUAAUCAAAAGAGGUGUGCGUUGUUUGUAUGGCUGAGAGAGCUUUUUUGGCCAAUUGGUCAGCCCUGGUCAUUCCCCAUGAUGGCUCUAUGGCCUGAAUUCAUCAACAUUGUAGGUUCAUUAACACUGUAGGUCCAUGCCCGGUGUGUGUAAGAGGUCAUAGAGAUCGACAUUGGCGGGCAGGUGGUGGUUUAAGUCAAGGCAAUGAGCGGCUGUGGAACUGCCUGGGAAUUGGAACUGCUUGGUAUUGUUCUCAUGUGACUAUUUCGUUGUAUGUGUUGCAACGCAACAAGAAAAACAUAUAAUUCUGCCAAUGAUACAGAGGUGCCAUCAAGUAACCGCUCAUUUCUGGAGUAAUAUGUGUCACGAAGUACUGCACACCUCAUGCGAGUGUCAACCUUUAAGCUCUCAGUGCAAAUAAAGCGGCAGCUUUUUA
Pollicipes pollicipes is the source of this 2423-nucleotide messenger RNA. RefSeq names its product galactoside alpha-(1,2)-fucosyltransferase 2. Gene Ontology annotation, molecular function: galactoside 2-alpha-L-fucosyltransferase activity. NCBI's taxonomy places the organism in Eukaryota, Metazoa, Arthropoda, Thecostraca, Pollicipedomorpha, Pollicipedidae. The record is from RefSeq and is a predicted model, not a curated record. Gene Ontology annotation, biological process: carbohydrate metabolic process. Gene Ontology annotation, cellular component: membrane.